Messenger RNA from Oppia nitens, 832 nucleotides. RefSeq lists its product as uncharacterized. The record is from RefSeq and is a predicted model, not a curated record. NCBI's taxonomy places the organism in Eukaryota, Metazoa, Arthropoda, Arachnida, Sarcoptiformes, Oppiidae. Bases 5 to 832 code for a protein of 275 amino acids. The transcript is spliced from 3 exons.
AAAAAUGUCUGUAAGUUAUGAUUUCACUGGAAAGGUAGUACUGAUUACCGGUUCGAGUUCGGGUAUUGGCGAAGGCAUUGCCUUAUUGUUUGCCAAAUCGGGUGCCAAUGUUGUAAUUACCGGACGUAACGGCGAUCGUGUGGCCAAAGUGGCCAAACAGUGUACAGAUGUAUCACCGAAACAGUUGAAAGCAUUGCAAGUCGUCGGCGAUGUCAACAGUGAAGAGGAUCUCAAUCGUCUGAUUGAGACAACUGUCCAAACAUUCGGCAAAUUGGAUAUAUUGGUCAACAAUGUCGGUGUCGCCAUCAAGACUGAUGUAUAUAAACAGGAUUUCUAUGAAAAUUAUAAAAAUGUUUUGAAUACUAACUUGAAUUCAGUGGUAUAUCUGACCCAUAAAUCUAUUGAACAUUUGGCCAAAACUAAUGGCAAUAUUAUUAACAUAUCGAGUCUAGUGUCGAAAAUAUCAUCUGCUAACGGUGCAUCAGCUUAUCAUAUGUCGAAAGCAGCACUGGAUAUGUUUACCAAAUGUAUGGCCGCAGAGUUGGGACCCAAACGUAUUAGAGUUAAUUCAGUCAAUCCAGCAAUUGUUAAAUCAAAUUUUGUCACUAAUUUCGGUGCACCGAAAUCGGUUGCCGACCAACUGUACGCGGCAGCGGCUGCCAAAUACCCGGUUGGUAGGGCUGGCCGGCCUGAAGAUAUUGCCCAAACUGUUGCCUAUUUGGCCAGUGAUUCGGCGGCCGGGUUUCUGACCGGUAGUAUUGUUUUGGCCGACGGCGGACAUCUGGCCGCCAAUGUCUCAUUUGAUGCCGAAGCUCGCAAACUAGAAAACUGA